Molecule: messenger RNA, 2247 nt
Organism: Iphiclides podalirius (scarce swallowtail)
Lineage: Eukaryota; Metazoa; Arthropoda; Insecta; Lepidoptera; Papilionidae
Source: the annotation of a GenBank genome assembly
AUGGCCGUCGCUCGAGCGGUCCUGGUUCUGUUGGCAUCGACUGCACAAGCGUGGAUGCCCGAUGCAAAUGCUCGGAUCCAUGUUAAAUACGGGGAUGAAACUUCAGAACAGUUCGUGGGUAAUUCAACUGCACCAGACCACUUUCGAGUAUUAGACAAAGAUGAUUUCUCAAUAAUUGUGGGAGGCAGAAAUGCAGUAUACAAUCUAAGCCUGUACGACUUGUCUGAAAAUGUAGAUCAGCGUCUGGAGUGGCAGUCGACGGACGCCCACAGAGAGCUGUGUCAGUUGAAGGGCAAAUCGGCGGACGAGUGCCAGAACUACCCGCGCGUGGCAGCACGAGCCCAUGGCAGGCUGCUAGUGUGUGGCACGAACGCGUUCAAACCGCUCUGCCGCCGUUACGACACCACGCGGCACCCCUCCAACCACCGCAUCGAGGAGUUCGACGGCUCCGGCAGAUGUCCCUACGACCCGCAGCACAACUCGACCGCCAUUUACGCCGACGGUCAUUUGUACACCGCAACCGCCGCCGACUUCUCCGGCACGGACCCGCUGAUCUACCGCGAGCCGGUGAGAACCGAGCGAUCCGACCUCCGGUUACUCAACGACCCCUCGUUCGUCGGGGCCGUGGCCUCCACCAGCCACGUGUACUUCUUCUACCGGGAAACCGCGGUGGAAUACAUGAACUGCGGGAAGGCCGUGUACUCAAGAGUCGCCAGGGUUUGUCUGAACGACAAAGGUGGUCCGCACACGUUCAGUGAUCGGUGGACGUCUUUCCUGAAAACGCGACUGAACUGCUCGGUGCCCGGAGAAUACCCUUUCUACUUUGACGAAAUACAGGCAACAACGGAACUUAUCAACGGAGUGUACGGCAGCGGCGGCAGCAGGAACGACAUAAUCUACGCAGUGUUCACGACCCCGCAAAACGCCAUAGGUGGCUCUGCUGUGUGCGCGUUCGCAAUGAGGGACAUAUUAGAGGCGUUCGACGGGCCGUUCAAAGGGCAGGAGGGCAUGAACUCGAACUGGCUGCCGCUGGAGAGGGAGAAGGUGCCGCAGCCGAGACCCGGCUCCUGCGUCGAGGACAGCCGCACGCUGUCCGACUCCGGCGUGAACUUCAUAAAGACGCACCCGCUGAUGGACAAGGCGGUGCCGUCGUUCCUCGCGCGGCCGAUACUCAUCCGCGUGAGCCUGCAGUACCGGUUCUCGGCGAUCGCGGUCCACCCGCAGGUGCAGGCGAUGAACGGGAACAAGUACGACGUGAUGUACGUGGGCACGGACGACGGGCGGGUGAUCAAGGCGGUGAACGUGGCGGCGAACGAGGGCCCGUUCGGCGCGAGCGCGGACGAGUACGGCAAGAGCCCGGUGCGCACGGCCGUCGUGUCGGAGGCGCAGGUGCUGCCGCCCGGCGUGCCCAUCAAGCAGAUGCACGUCGCCCUCACCACCGAGAAGCUGAUCGUGGCCUCGGGCGACAUCAUUAAGGCGGUCACGCUCUCGCACUGCACCAGCGUCCAGUCGUGCAGGGAGUGCAUCGCGUUGCAGGACCCGCACUGCGCGUGGGACUCGAAGCAGCAGCAGUGCACGUGGGUGGGCAACAGGCAGUUCCCCAACCCGGAGCGGUUCCUGCAGAACGUAGAGCACGGAAAGAGCGAGGUCUGCAACAAGCUGCCGGCGCUGUUGCCCAGCGAGCGCCACAACAGGGGCCCGCAGACGAAGAGGCCGCCGCCGACGGAAACGAACCAGCAGCCGCCGGAGGACAUACAGAACGAGAUCCUGAUCGAGGUUGUCGAGACCAACGUCCUGUCCGAGGAGAAAACGCCGAGCAACCAUAAGCACGAAACUGAUCUCCUGACGGUGGAGGCGGCCGACGGCAACAUUUACAGUGCGCAGGCGCUAUUGACCGCCGUGGUGGCGUCAUGCCUCGUCACUCUCAUGCUCGGCUUCGUCAUAGGUUACCUGUUCUCGCGUCGAUUUCGGCACCCGUUUUUUGCCGAUACCUCACCCUUCAAUGAACAACACAAUCAUUUGAACAGACUGAGCCCCCUGGAGACGCCGCUGAACGUGAACUCGGGGUACAUGCCGCCGCGGUCCAAGAACGUGAACAUGGUGGCGAACGUUGGCCCUCUGGCGAAGCAGGACAACCUGCACCUGGAGCUGGGCAAGGACCGGGCCCUCGACCUCAGGAACUCCACAGAGUCCCUCGACAAGGACCUCAAGUGCGGCACGCUGCAGAAGGUCAAAAAGACCUACAUA